GUGUGGGACAGCAUGCUGCUUUUCGACAUACUGAACCAACUAAACUACUAGUUAUCGAGUUCAAACCACAGAAAGACACCAUUACACGAGAAAAGGCUGUUGUCAUUUGCUGUCCCCCUCAAUGGGUUUCCUGAAUGCCCUCAGAGCUGUCAGAUGCCGCCUGAGUCCCUUUUCAACAUCAAAAUCAUGGCUUUCUACCGAAGCCUCACUGCUGGGGGACAAGAACAUCCUGCUCAUGGGUGCUCCUGGAUCAGGGAAGACCACAGUGGGGAGGAUAGUGGCUCACAGACUGGGACUGCCCGUCAUCGACGUCGAUGACGACGUCUUGGAGACGGCAUGGAAGAUGCCCGUGGCCGCCAAGCUGGCUGCAGUGGGCGGAGAGCGUUUCCUGGAGGAAGAGGGCCAGGCUCUGUGUAGCUUCUCCGCCUCUGGGUGCGUCGUUUCCCUCACGGGCUCCAACCCCCUCCACGCCGCAGCCAUGCAGCGCCUCAAAGAGUCCGGAUUGGUCGUCUACAUGGACGUGGACGCUGAAGACAUCAUGCAGAGGCUCGCCAGCAUGAAGGUGAACAGGAUCGUGGGCCAGGAGGCCGGGGCGUCCAUAAGGGACAUCCUGCGCUACAGGAAACAGUUCUACGAGAGAUGGCUGGAUGUGCGGGUGCUGUGCGGAGCAGGGGUCACGGCGGAGGAAGUGGCGGAGAAGGUGCUGAAGGCUGUCGAGAGAUAUCACAACCGCGCUGCGGAAACCUUUGUGUCAACCAGGAGUGACGGCGCGGCAUCGUCCAAUCAGAAGACACACUUCAGUGAUGUGGUUAUUGAGGGUCUGGCCACAGAUGGAGGCCUCUAUGUUCCCAGAAAUGGCUUCCCAAGCAUGGAUGCUCGUGAAUGGCUGAGACUGGCUGACAUGUCAUACCCAGAACGAGCAUUAGUGAUAAUGGAGAAGUGCAUCCACCCGUUGGACGUGUCUGCUUUGGACCUGAGAUCAAUGAUAUUCAAGGCGUACGGGUCCAACUUUUCCAGUGAGGCGGUGGCGCCGGUGAAACAUCUGAUCCACAAUCAGUACGUCCAGGAGCUUUUUCACGGCCCCACCGCCUCCUUCAAAGACCUCGCCCUGCAGCUGAUGCCCCAGCUCUUCGCCCACUGCCUCCCGCAGAUGUGCAACUACCUCGUCCUGGUGGCCACAUCUGGGGACACGGGAAGCGCGGUGCUCAGCGGCUUCGGCAGCCUGGGCGGCACCGACAUGCACAGGACCGGGGUGCUGGUGUUCUUCCCAGAGGAAGGCGUGAGCGAGACCCAGAAGAUCCAGAUGACGAGCUACAGGGAGGGCAACGCCAGGGCCGUCAGCGUGAUGUCAGACUUCGACUUCUGUCAGAGGAGCAUAAAGAGGAUGUUCGGAGAGUCGGGGCUGACGGGGCACCUCGCCGUGGAGUACGGCACGGUCCUCAGCACCGCCAACUCCAUCAACUGGGCCCGGCUGCUGCCACAGGUGGUGUAUCAUUCCUCAGCCUAUCUGGAUCUGUGCAGAGACGGUGUCAUCACGUUCGGGGAGCCCAUCGAUGUUUGCAUCCCCUCCGGUAACUUCGGCAACGCCAUGUCAGCUGUGUACGCCAAGCAGAUGGGCGUCCCCAUAAGAAAGGUCAUCUGCGCGUCCAACCACAACCGCAUCAUCACAGACUUCAUCACCACGGGCGAGUACGACCUCCGGGGUCGACCUCUGAUGACCUCCAGCUCCCCGGCUAUAGACAUCCUGAAAUCCUCCAACCUGGAGAGGUUUAUCCACCACGUCUCGGACGGAGACGGCCGCCUGGUCAACGAGCUGUUCACGAGCUUGGACAGGAAGCAGCACUUUCAGGUGGCCGAGCCUCUUCUCUCCAGGAUGCAGCAGGAAGUUCUGGCUGGCUGGUGUUCUGAGGACGACUGCUUGGCCGCCAUCCAGAGCGUCCACGCACAGACGGGCUACCUCAUGGACACGCACACCGCCGUGGCCAAAGUGGUGGCCGACAGGCUGCAGGACGGCUCGUGUCCCGUGGUGCUCUGCUCCACCGCUCACUACGGGAAGUUCGCCCCCGCCGUGUUCAAAGCUUUGGGAAUCCAAAAUGUUCCGGAAGAUCCCGUCGAGCAGCUGAAGCAGCUCGGAUCGACCGCGUCCAGACCGGGAAUACACAGAGGCGUGAUGCAAUGCCUGGAGGAGAGCGGCGGAAAGGGACACGGCGUUUGUCGGGCAGAUUACGGCGUGUUGGUAGAAGAGGUGGAGAGCAUGAUACAGGACUCCUUCCUGAAAGUUAUGUAGGAUUAUGUGCUAUUUGCAUCAUUUAUUCCUCAUUCUUCCAAUGAAAAAGCCAUUUUUUUAAAGAAAUAACAGAACAAUUAAUCUUAAAAAGGUACAAGAUAUAAAAAAAAUGAAAUAAAACAAGUUUUUAAGCAGGUUAGGUCAUUGGAUUUAUUUUAAACACAUCAUUUAAUUCUGCCUGCAGGAUUAAGAAAAUAAAACCCACCACACAUUAAUUCUUGUUGUACAAUAAUUUAAAUUGAAAGCCUAUUGAUUAUGCAACAUUUCUUUACAUCAUUACCCAGAGCCCUGGCCCACUAGAUGGGGAUGUCUACCUCCUGCAGUAACAGUAUAUGUGUAUUGCCGUUGGGGAGGGGGGGGGUUAAUUAAUUACUGGCCGAGUCAGAAGGUCAAAUAAACUAGUAAACAAUGAUGUCAAAUCAAUAUCUGCAGUCAGGGAGAAAAUCUCCCCGGAGGAAAUUGUAUUCUUAUGCAGUGUGCUGUGAACAUACAUAUUUGCUGUGUGUUGAUUGAUGUUUAAUGAUUAUAUAACAAACGUUUUAUUCCCCUCAUCCCUCUUUCUCAUUACUCAAACUUUCUCUCUGCUGGCGUGAGGACAGAUGGAGGGCUGUGAGAGCUGCGUGGUGCCGAUCUCACGGCGGCAUUAAAACUCAGAUAAUGAACUGAGCUCCACAGUCCACACUAAUUGCCAGGGGAAGCUCGAGCAGCUUGUACACUCGUCCAAUCAGAGUCCACUGACUCAUUAAAUACCUGACUGAAGGUAGAAACGGUUAUUAUUUCAUUAAAAAGAAAAACCUUUGAAACACGUCAUUCCUUUUCUCUUUCACGAGCCUCUCAGCUGCUAACAUUCAGGAACAUGUAUUCUUUAAUAAGACAGUUUAAGAAGUUUCAGUUUGUUCCCUUGAGAAUAAAACUAUUUAAGGAGUAGCUGCACAAUUUGGGAAAUUAUGCUUGAGAAAAGGAAGUGGCUCAGUUUUCAGUUUAUGUUUUGUAGGGAUUUUAUCAACGAGAUAUAUAUAUAUACUU
Molecule: messenger RNA, 3313 nt
Organism: Anoplopoma fimbria (sablefish)
Lineage: Eukaryota; Metazoa; Chordata; Actinopteri; Perciformes; Anoplopomatidae
Product: threonine synthase-like 1
Exons: 3
Coding region: 122-2287 (721 amino acids)
Biological process (GO): amino acid metabolic process
Cellular component (GO): cytoplasm
Molecular function (GO): pyridoxal phosphate binding
Source: RefSeq, a predicted model, not a curated record